CAUAUAAAACAAUAAUUUUGUUCUAAUUAGAGGUGUAGUCUCGAAUGAUUUAGUGCUGAUUACAAGAGAGGGAAAUCGAAAAUUGCAUUUGCCACAGAUAGGGGAGAUGAAAAACCUCGGUAAAACUCCUUUUGUGAUCUAUACGUGCAACAUCGGUAAACAAUUGAUCAAUAAGCAUAUGAAAAAGUAUCAUUCAUGCAACUUGGAUUAUAUCCGGACCGGAAUAAAUGUACUCCGGUAUGCGAUAGAUUGACUUCUUUAAGCCUAAAGAGCUCAAAUGAAUCCCAUAUGAAAAGUCAGAAGGGUGCAUCAUAUAAACACUCCUUUUUGCAGCUAGAAUGAAGCUUGAAAUUUGUUCCUUCUCUGGUCACAAGAUCUACCCUGCCAAGGGUAAAACUUACCAUGAUGAACUAACAUGUGUUUAUAGAACUUUCCGUUUCAUCAACGGUAAGGCUGCCUCUUACUUCCUUCAACGUUUGAACCCCCGUAAGAUCAGAUGGACUGUUAUCUACCGUCGCUUGAACAAAAAGGGCAUCACCGAAGAAGUUCAAAAGAAGCGUUCUCGCCGUACUGUCAAGCACGAACGUGCUGUUGUUGGUGCCUCUUGGGAUGCUAUCCGUGCUAAGCGUAAUCAAAAGCCCGAUGCCCGUGCUGCUGCUCGUCAAGCUGCUAUCACCAAGUCCAAGGAAGCCAAGAAAGCUGCUGCUGCUGCUAAGAAGGCCGCUAAUCCUGCUGGUUCUCAACCUAAGGUUAGCAAGCAACAAGCCAAGGGUUUCGCUCCUAAGGCUGCUGCCACCUCUCGUUAA
Messenger RNA from Gilbertella persicaria, 806 nucleotides. Its product is annotated as ribosomal protein L24e-domain-containing protein. The record is from RefSeq and is a predicted model, not a curated record. The transcript has 5 exons. Gene Ontology annotation, biological process: cytoplasmic translation. Gene Ontology annotation, cellular component: cytosolic large ribosomal subunit. Gene Ontology annotation, molecular function: structural constituent of ribosome; mRNA binding. Bases 339 to 806 code for a protein of 155 amino acids. Lineage: Eukaryota; Fungi; Mucoromycota; Mucoromycetes; Mucorales; Choanephoraceae.